Molecule: messenger RNA, 3211 nt
Organism: Dufourea novaeangliae
Lineage: Eukaryota; Metazoa; Arthropoda; Insecta; Hymenoptera; Halictidae
Product: casein kinase I isoform epsilon-like
Exons: 9
Coding region: 877-2118 (413 amino acids)
Biological process (GO): endocytosis; signal transduction; peptidyl-serine phosphorylation
Cellular component (GO): cytoplasm; nucleus
Molecular function (GO): ATP binding; protein serine/threonine kinase activity
Source: RefSeq, a predicted model, not a curated record
CUGGGGAAUAGGACUUGUCCAGUAACGGCGUCGUAGAAAGUGAGCGAAAGUGAUACAGUGUCAUGAUAAAUUCGCGCGAACGUUUGUCCGUCGAUACCUCUUUCGAGGCUCCGUGAAAAGAACAAGGAAAACGGUGAAUCUGGUUCCCGUGUAGAAAAAGGUGCGCGCGAGUUCGAGGAGUGAAAGAUCGAAUCGGUGUGGUUCGCGCGGACGGCCAUAACUGGUGUGUCUCUGGCAUUCGGUUUACGGUGGUGAUCGCGACGUAGCGAAAAGGGCAGAUGCCCUUACGCGGUUCGUGCUCCCAUUGGCGGGUAAUCGGCGCUGCUCACUCCGGAUCGACGUAUUCAUCUAGAUCCGGUGUUGUCGAUCGCGGCACGUUCUCGUGCUUACUAAACUACGGAAAUACAAGGACGAGCGGUCAGCCGCCCCCCGUGGGGGGCAAUCGUGUUGGAUACGACGACAGUCUUCUGGUGAUCGCCGCUGCUGCUUCUUGUUGCGGUGAUCUCUGUCUGGCAGGAACGGCAGCGGAGGCAGCGCCGUCAACAACAACGGCGACAACGAGAACGACAGCAGCGCCAUCAACAGCGCGGCCGCCAUCGUACCGAGAAGAGGAAGAGGCAGCAGCAGCAGCAGUAGCAGUAGCAGCAGCUAUUCCUUCGAGGAGAGAAAGACGAAGAAAUGCCCGUAGGUCCGCGAACGGCGACGCGAUUAAACAUGGAGGCCCCGUCCAGUUUCUAACACGGUGGCCAAGUCUCGUUUAAAAUCCGCACCACCAACGGAGCCUCUUGAGAGAGCGCUCCUCGAGUCGGCUGCCUAAUAGUCGCCUUUCCUUUGCCCCCGUGCUACUUUUCUUCGCGAGGCCCGCGAGCCCGGAGGAUGGAGCUACGCGUUGGUAAUAAGUACCGGCUCGGACGGAAAAUCGGGAGCGGCUCCUUCGGCGACAUUUAUCUAGGUACCAACAUCUCCACCGGCGAGGAAGUCGCCAUCAAGCUAGAAUGCAUAAAAACACGGCAUCCGCAGUUACACAUAGAAUCCAAGUUCUACAAGAUGAUGCAAGGCGGAGUUGGUAUACCUACUAUAAAAUGGUGUGGAUCGGAAGGUGACUACAAUGUAAUGGUAAUGGAACUGCUUGGUCCAUCGCUGGAGGAUCUGUUUAAUUUCUGUUCAAGAAGAUUUUCUUUAAAGACAGUGUUGCUUCUCGCCGAUCAGUUGAUAUGUAGAACGGACUAUAUUCACAGUCGUAAUUUCAUCCAUCGGGACAUUAAGCCAGAUAAUUUUUUGAUGGGACUGGGAAAGAAGGGAAAUCUCGUGUACAUUAUAGAUUUCGGAUUGGCUAAGAAGUAUCGCGAUGGCCGCACUCACAAGCACAUACCAUACCGAGAGAACAAGAAUCUGACGGGAACAGCCAGAUACGCGAGCAUAAAUACGCAUUUGGGAAUUGAGCAAUCACGGCGAGACGACCUUGAAUCCUUAGGGUAUGUUCUGAUGUACUUCAACAGAGGUAGCUUACCCUGGCAAGGUCUGAAAGCAGCAACCAAGAGGCAGAAGUACGAGCGUAUCUCGGAGAAAAAGAUGUCCACGCCUGUCGAGGAACUGUGCAAAGGUUUUCCUGUAGAAUUCGCGUCGUAUCUAAGGUAUUGUCGAGGGCUGCGUUUCGAGGAGAGGCCCGAUUACUCGUACCUUCGACAACUGUUCCGGACGCUGUUCCACGGACAGGGCUUCACUUAUGACUACGUGUUCGAUUGGAACAUGCUGAAAUUCGGGAACGUGAGGCAACCGACAUUGCCGUCGGCGCAACAGGCGCCGAUGCACUCGCAGCAGACGAACACGGCGCUGCCCUCCGGGACCAAUAACGAUCAGGAGCAUCGAUCAAGGCCCUACACGCGGCAGUGUCUAGCGAACGCGUCGGUGGCGACGGUGGGCCCGACCGUGGGCACGGCCUCGAAUCUGAGAAGUAUGCGGCAGAAGCGUGAGGCGUUGGACACUCUCCGCGAUCAGGACAAUCAGGACAAAAGCGAGCUCCAAGCGUCGGGCGCGGGCGGCCAGGAACGAAGGGUCAGCAUGAGGUUGCACCGUAGGGAUGCAGCCGCGGGUGAAAUGCAGCCGAAGUCCAAGUAACCGAAAGCCAACACACUAAUUCUAAAUCACGAAAGUAGGCAAAGAGGGGGCGAAAUAAUCUCCUCCUGUGCCACGGUACCGGACACGCCUGCGGGAUACCCGAGAAAUCGUGGAGAAAAAACGUUCGCCCGACGGCGGUCCUUCUCUCUUGACGGCGUCCCGUCGAUCUCGAAUUUCUUGCUUUCGUGACUUUGAUCCCUCCCCCUUCUCCCGUUCCUCUGCCAGAUCGAUCGACCCUCGACACCUCCAUGCAUCCACGGACAGAAACAAAAACAAAAGAAUCAUAUCCAUAUUCGUACACGCAUUCGUCAACCGAGAAAACCAAUUCACACUUGACUGUCAGAACGAACACGAACCAAAACAAAGAAAAACGAUCAUUUUCCGAUCGUUUCGCUCGGAAUCGACGAGAUCUUUCGACACGACGAGAGACACACGAGUCCAAAUUUCCCAUCUAACGAUCUUAUCGAGAACCAAAAAAAAAAAAAAAAACCGUGAGCAAAGCGAAGGGAAGAGGGACGAGGAACACGGACGGAGGCCGAGAGAGAAAGAGCGAUAGACAAAGAGAGAGGGAAAGGGCGGAGGCCCCGUUGAAGUCAUAAAAUAAAAGAUAAAAAAAAUGAACGUUUCGAUCGAAUGAGAUAUUUACGGUGAGCAAAAGGGGGACGGUGGCGCGCCUAAUGUCGCUGUUUUGUGUGUCUUUUGUUUUGGAAGCGCCAAUGCGACGGCAAUGGCCCCGCCCACCAUCCGGAGGGACAGGCUAGCAGGCUGGCACCACAAGUGAAUCAACGACACCAGCAAUAGCAGGCUCGUCGUCAACGUCGUCGUCGUUAUCGUCGUCGUCUUCACCAUCCGGAACAACGCCGUCAUCGUCGACAGUGUCGUGUCGGGCCAGUGUGUCAAUGGCCGCUUAAGCUCGUAACCGACACCACUAUACAGGGGAUCGAUCUCCUGACAGGAGCCAGGUCGACGACGAUCUAUUCGGACCGAUCGAUCUAAGGAUUCCUCUUGAGAACCACUCCGUGCGUCAGGCCUAGGUGCGUCAGACCUCUGUGGAUCACACCUAGGCGAGUCAGACCUCUGUGGAUCACACCUA